AUGGAUCCCCACAAUCAAUCAUCUUCGAGUCAUCCGCAAGGAUCGCGCAGUCAGAAUGCAGUCUAUGAUACGACACAUGGUGGCCACUAUGGCGCCAGCGCAGCACUUGCCAACUCCGGUUUCGCCCCCGCCGAGCUCUAUACUGGGCCAUGGGCCAACGUACACCAAGGACUGCACGGGCAGUACAAAGACAUCUUGACCACCUACUGGCAGCAGACCAUCAACCAUCUCGAGUCUGACACGCACGACUACAAGCUUCACCAGCUGCCCCUCGCCCGAAUCAAGAAGGUCAUGAAGGCAGACCCCGAGGUCAAGAUGAUUUCCGCCGAGGCGCCUAUCCUCUUCGCCAAGGGCUGCGAUAUCUUCAUCACCGAGCUGACUAUGCGCGCCUGGAUCCACGCCGAAGAAAACAAGCGCCGAACCUUGCAACGAUCCGACAUUGCAAGCGCUCUCGCCAAGAGCGACAUGUUUGAUUUCCUCAUCGAUAUCGUACCCCGCGAGGAGGCCAGCCACGCAAAGCGUGCAAACCCCGCAGGAUCACAAUCGGUGCAAGGAGGUGCCGCUGUGCCGGGCUCUACCCAACCCAACCUAGGUCCCGGUGGCCAGCAUAACAUGGCGCCGCCGCCAAAUCACAUGCCUACCGGGUACGACAUGGGAGGUCAUGCCAUGGGUGCUCCCGACCAGGAUUACCGCAACCCGCCCCCCAUCUACAACCAGGUCCAGCCUGGCCAGCAGCCAUAUGGCCAGGCACCCGGUAUGUAUGGUGAGAUGGAUAAUAUGUACACGUAUCCGGGGAUGCAACCGCCGCAGUAG
Truncatella angustata is the source of this 813-nucleotide messenger RNA. Its product is annotated as CCAAT-binding protein subunit HAP5. Gene Ontology annotation, cellular component: nucleus; CCAAT-binding factor complex. Gene Ontology annotation, molecular function: DNA binding; protein heterodimerization activity; DNA-binding transcription activator activity, RNA polymerase II-specific. The record is from RefSeq and is a predicted model, not a curated record. Bases 1 to 813 code for a protein of 270 amino acids. Gene Ontology annotation, biological process: regulation of DNA-templated transcription. Lineage: Eukaryota; Fungi; Ascomycota; Sordariomycetes; Amphisphaeriales; Sporocadaceae. The transcript is spliced from 3 exons.